Molecule: messenger RNA, 878 nt
Organism: Triticum dicoccoides
Lineage: Eukaryota; Viridiplantae; Streptophyta; Magnoliopsida; Poales; Poaceae
Exons: 2
Coding region: 57-542 (161 amino acids)
Source: RefSeq, a predicted model, not a curated record
CCCUGCUUCUCUCGGCCGAAACCCCCAGCGGAGCGAGCGGCGGCGGCGGCGGCGAUAUGCAGUUCCUCCGAGGCGUCGGCGGCGGGGGUGCCGGAGGAGCGGGAGGGGCGGGGUCAAUGGCGUGGGAGGUGUUGAGGAGGCAUUUCUCGCGGAAGCGGGCGGUGGACAUCCGGCGGAUCAACCCCAAGGUGCCCAAGGAGGAGGCCGUGGCCAUCUCCGGCCGCCUCCUCCAGAUCCUCGCCGACCACGGGCCGCUCACCGUCGGCAACACCUGGAACCACGCCAAGGAUGCUGCGAUCGACGGCCUGAACAGCAAGACCCACAUGAAGAUCCUGCUCAAGUGGAUGUGGGGGAGGAGGAUCAUCAAGCUCUCCUGCACGCAGGCCGGCAACACCAAGAAGUUCCUCUACUCCCCGUUCACCGCCGACGACGCCGAGGCGGCCGAGGAGCCAUCGCCGGCCGAGGAGCAGCCCAAGAAGAAAGGGUGGAAAGGGAAACACCCAAAGUACCAGACCAAGAAACAGCCGGCAGCAGCGGCUUGACCCUGGUCUGCCUGCUGUGAGCAUCCCUUUCUGGCAUUUUCGCACUGCUGCUGUUAUUUUUUCUGUUUUUUACUUAGCACAGAAUAGUUUUCUCGUCAUCUGUUUGACAUGAAAGGAUUUUGUGAUGGACCAUUUGGGGUUGGCGCAGAUUACGCUGGCAGGCCGGGCUGCUGGGCUCUCUGUUGUAGACUCGCUGGUAGAAUAAUGAUGACAUCAACAUGAUAAUCUAGUACUCCCUCCAUAAAGAAAUAUAAGAACGUUUGGAUUAGUGAUCUAAAUGCUCUUACAUUUCUUUAUAGAGAGAGUAUAUAUCUAUCAGUCUUGAGAUGCAUUGUC